AUGAGAAUUGGUACUAAAUCAGAAUUAAAGGAGUAUCUAGAUAAAACUAAUGUUGAUUAUAAAAUACUAUUUAAUAACAGUUUAAAUCUUCUUACUAGUAAUUUAACUAUAGAUGAAAUUAUUGAUUUAAAUAUAGAAUGUAUUCCUCUAGUAUUGGGUGUCUUUUAUAAGGAGGGAAUGUUUAGUGAAAUAGAAGACAUGGUUGAAACUGUUAAUAGACCAAAUUCUAAUUUUAUUGAAAGCUUUGUUAUUAAGUAUAAAUAUUUAGUUGAUAAGAUUAAUAAUAAUGUUGAUAUAGAUGAGUUAUAUAGAGAGUUGUUUAAUAGUAGAUUGUAUAUGAAGGGUCAAUUAGUUAACUGUAUAUUAGAUUAUAAUAUAAAUAAUAAUAUUUAUAAGACCAUAGAUUGGGUAGAGACUGAUAGUAAUGAUAUUAAUUCUUAUUAUUAUUUCUAUAUUGGGUAUAUAAACUUAAUAUUGAAUAAUUUAGAUGAAAGUCUUUAUAAUUUCAAUGAGUCUGAAAUCUUUAUUAAAGAUAAUGAUGAGUUGUUAUUAAAAAUUAAUAAGUAUAAAAUAUUGAUUAAUGUUUUAAAAAAUAACUUUAAUAUUAAAAUAUCUGAUGACAGUCUUAAUAGUUAUGCUGAGUUAAUUAAUUAUGUUAGUAGUGGUAAUAUUGAUGAAUUGAAUAGAUUGUUAGAUACCAAGAAAAAUGAAUUUAUUAAUGAUCGUGUUUAUUUUAUUAUUAAAAGAUUGUUAUCAAAUACUCUAAUUCAGGGUAUUAAAUCUAUUUCACUUUGUUACUUAAGAAUUAAAAUUGAUGAUAUUAGUAAGUUGUUAAAGUAUAAUAUUGAAUAUCUUAUUAGAGAGUGUAUUAAGGAUGGUAUUAUUUGUGGUUGUAUUGAGGAUGGAGUUUUAAUCACAUCAAAAUGUCAAAUUAAUAAUUCUUCUAAUAAAGAUAUUCAAUCAUUAAUUUUAUUAAAGAAUACAAUUUAUGAUAAUAUGAUUUAUAAUGACAUUCCUGUAUUGAAUUAUGAAAUUGUUAAGAAAGAAGCUGAUGCUUUAGAAGAAAAAUAUUAA
Messenger RNA from Hepatospora eriocheir, 1074 nucleotides. NCBI's taxonomy places the organism in Eukaryota, Fungi, Microsporidia, Hepatosporidae. The record is from the annotation of a GenBank genome assembly.